Molecule: messenger RNA, 1996 nt
Organism: Carassius carassius (crucian carp)
Lineage: Eukaryota; Metazoa; Chordata; Actinopteri; Cypriniformes; Cyprinidae
Product: RAC-alpha serine/threonine-protein kinase-like
Exons: 15
Coding region: 447-1868 (473 amino acids)
Biological process (GO): protein phosphorylation
Molecular function (GO): protein serine/threonine kinase activity; ATP binding
Source: RefSeq, a predicted model, not a curated record
AAUGAAUUAUCACGAACGAAUGAAGGAAAAUCAGAUGAAGGAUGAAAUAACCGAGAGAGAGAGAGAGAGAGAGAGAGAUAGUGAUAUAAGAGGGGAAAUAGUUUAGCAGGAAAUACUUUUACCCACAACUAGAUGGAAAUAAUUUGUGCGAGAAGACGGGCGAAGAAUUUGUGAAAUGAACCGAAGUCACAUCUGAAGUCUUGGGCGUGGCGGCUUUGGGAGGGGCCGCGCUCAGAGACAAGCUGCAGUGGCAGCACCAGACAGUGAAGCUGACACACAUGAGACUUCCCUGGUGUGUGUGGGUUUGUAUGAGACAGACAGACAGAGAGAGUCAUUAGAGAAGACCACCUGUCCUGCUGAAUGUCUAGGCUGGAGACAUCCAACAGUUUCCACUUUCUGGUCCUGGUCCAAGUCAAAGGGACAAGAGGGUUUUCUCUCCAGCCACAAUGAGUGAUGUUGUCAUUGUGAAGGAGGGAUGGCUACAUAAGAGAGGAGAAUACAUAAAAACAUGGAGACCAAGAUAUUUCUUACUCAAGAGUGAUGGUACAUUUAUUGGGUACAAAGAGCGGCCACAAGAUGUUGACCAGCUGGAAACUCCACUCAAUAACUUUUCAGUAGCCCAAUGUCAGCUGAUGAAGACGGAGCGACCGAAGGCAAACACUUUUAUUAUUCGGUGCCUGCAGUGGACAACUGUUAUUGAACGCACUUUUCAUGUUGAGACCCCAGAGGAAAGGGAGGAGUGGACGAAGGCCAUCCAGGCUGUGGCAGAUAGUCUACAGAAGCAGGAGGAAGAGAGAAUGGACUCUGCACCCGACCUUAUGGACAUGGAGAUGUACCUGUCCAAACCUCGACUCAAAGUGACAAUGCAUGACUUUGAAUACCUCAAACUCUUGGGGAAAGGCACUUUUGGGAAGGUCAUACUAGUGAAGGAGAAAGCCACGGGAAAAUACUAUGCCAUGAAAAUUCUUAAAAAGGAGGUUAUUGUAGCAAAAGAUGAGGUAGCACACACACUUACUGAAAACCGGGUCCUCCAGAACUCCAAACACCCUUUUUUAACAGGUUUGAAGUAUUCUUUCCAGACUCAUGACCGAUUAUGUUUUGUUAUGGAGUAUGCAAAUGGUGGAGAGCUUUUUUUUCAUUUAUCGCGAGAUCGUGUUUUUUCGGAAGAAAGAGCACAGUUUUAUGGAGCAGAGAUUGUCUCAGCCCUGGAUUACCUUCAUUCUGAGAAAAACGUUGUUUAUAGAGACUUAAAGUUGGAGAACUUGAUGCUGGAUAAAGAUGGCCACAUAAAGAUCACUGAUUUUGGCCUGUGCAAGGAGGGAAUUACAGAGGGGGCAACAAUGAAGACAUUCUGUGGUACACCAGAGUACCUGGCUCCAGAGGUUCUUGAGGACAAUGAUUAUGGCCGGGCGGUGGACUGGUGGGGGUUGGGUGUAGUCAUGUACGAGAUGAUGUGUGGCCGGCUGCCCUUCUACAACCAGGAUCAUGAGAAACUCUUUGAAUUGAUCCUCAUGGAUGAGAUCCGUUUUCCUCGUACACUUGGACCUGAGGCAAAAUCUUUGCUGUCAGGACUGCUUCAGAAAGACCCAAAGCAGCGGUUAGGUGGAGGUCCAGAUGAUGCAAAAGAAGUCAUGCAGCAUAAGUUCUUUGAAGGCAUUGAGUGGAAAGAUGUUUAUGAGAAGAAGCUUGUACCACCCUUUAAGCCCCAGGUAACCUCAGAAACAGACACUCGCUACUUUGAUGUGGAGUUUACAGGGCAGACCAUCACCAUCACACCCCCAGGCCAAGAUGAAAACAUGGAGUCCUUCGACAGUGAUAGAAAACCCCACUUCCCUCAAUUCUCAUAUUCUGCCAGUGGCACAGCAUAAAAAGUCUUUAAAAGAAUACUUGACCUAGAAAUAUUUGUGAUAAUUUGCUUAACCCCAUAUCAUUCCAAAUCAGUUUGACUUUGUUCCAUAUGUGAAACCUAAAUAUAUUUUUUUAUAUCCUGGCAAAA